AUCUGUUAAUGCUUUGGUGCGAGUUGCAUCGCAAAAGCUUACGCUUCAAAACACUUUUUAUAUUACUUUGGAUUUUAUUACAAGAUGAGGCCUGCAAAGAAAACUAAAAAACGAUCGGCAACAACAACAAUAUGCAGUUGCUGUGAUAAUACAACGGCCAAGAAAUCAUGCUCCACACCCACCAGUCCUCCACCAUCAAUAUCCACGGCAAUUCCAGUACAAGAAACGGGGACAUCUACUGGUCCAUCCAAUGCUCACAAUGGAUCUGGGAACAACACAAUCCAGCACAUCCAGGGUGUUGAUUUUAAUCCUGGACCCGUGCCACCCAAUGAAGUUGUUCUACCACAUCAACAACCCCCUCAGGUACCUGGACCCGUGCCACCCAAUGCAGUUGUUCUACCACAUCAACAACCCCUUCAGGUACCAUUCAACUACUCGGACGACUCUUCUUCAGAAGAUGAGGUCGACCCACCAGCAAAUCUUCAGGAAAUACUCAGCACGCACAUGAUGGGCCUUCUUCCGGAUACUGAUCGAGAAAUUUCAAGCUUCAGCUCCACAAAUGGACAAGGUUCCAACUGCAAUUCCGGAUCAUCUUCUACUGCUCAACUGAACUUGAUGGUUUACAAUCUUUUGAACUCGUCUCUUGCCCCAUCCACUAGGACCAAUGCAGACAAAGCCGAUAAAUACAGCAGUCAAUACAGCAACCAGUUGUCCGGAACUACUGCAUGGGGCGACGAAGAUACUGACGAUUAUGUAUCAGGGAUAGCCAAGGAUCGCGGUGUUGAUCUUAAUAUGGCGGAGUUUAACAGAAGUCAUAGACUCUGCAAACCAAAUUGA
Messenger RNA from Dreissena polymorpha, 837 nucleotides. RefSeq lists its product as uncharacterized. Lineage: Eukaryota; Metazoa; Mollusca; Bivalvia; Myida; Dreissenidae. The transcript has 4 exons. The record is from RefSeq and is a predicted model, not a curated record. The coding region runs from base 85 to 837 and encodes 250 amino acids.